Aphanomyces invadans is the source of this 2526-nucleotide messenger RNA. RefSeq lists its product as hypothetical. Gene Ontology annotation, molecular function: molybdopterin molybdotransferase activity. The transcript has 10 exons. Bases 181 to 1989 code for a protein of 602 amino acids. The record is from RefSeq and is a predicted model, not a curated record. Gene Ontology annotation, biological process: Mo-molybdopterin cofactor biosynthetic process; molybdenum incorporation into molybdenum-molybdopterin complex. Gene Ontology annotation, cellular component: cytoplasm; cytosol. Lineage: Eukaryota; Oomycota; Saprolegniomycetes; Saprolegniales; Verrucalvaceae.
CAUGUCACCGUCGCCAUGCCCUGAAAUCGUACGAGUAGAUCGUGAGCGGAUCGGUACUUUUUCCGCGGCGACUCGCGCCGAACGUCGCCGCCGUGAUGUCGCUGAACCAAAGUUUCGGAUAAUUACCUGGUUAUCCGUACAACGGUGGAGUCUGCAAGUGGCACACUCCGUCAGGUUGCCAUGAGUUGCAAUUGCUCCGAUGGCGUCGGCAGUCUGCGCAACAGUCCGUACGACAUGAUCCCGAUGCAGCGAGCUAUCGACACGGUUCUGGGUCUUGCCAAACCUCUCCUCAAAACGUCCGUCCCGCUGCAAGAGGCGCUCGGUUCUGUCCUUGCCGAGACUGUCAGGAGCAAGGAACCAUUGCCACCGUUUCGUGCGUCCGUGAUGGAUGGGUACGCGGUUGUGGCAAGCGACGGCGUUGGCGAGUUUCCUAUCUUGAGCCGCGUUGCAGCGGGGGACGCCCCAGGUGUCCACGUCACACCCGGUCGUGUGGCGUACGUGACGACGGGGUGUCCCGUGCCCGAUGGCGCCGACGCCGUCGUCAAGAUCGAGGACACCGAAGCCGUUCUUGGCGAGGACGGAAAGACCGAAGUCGCGGUCAAGAUUUUGCACGCCGUACAGAGCGGCACAAGCAUCCGACCGAUCGGGCACGACAUCGCCCAAGGUGAAGUGAUCGUAGAAGCGGGCGAAGUUAUCACGCCUGCAGUGCUCGGUCUUUUGGCUACGGUCGGGAUCGCGUCGGUGCCCAUUUACAAGAUUCCGGUCGUGGGUGUACUGUCCACGGGAAGCGAGCUAGUUGACGCCACCGACGCGGCAGGCAUUCGCGGGGGCAAGAUCCGCGAUAGCAAUCGGCCCAUGCUGCUCGCGUACAUGCAGCAGCUCCACGUCAAAACCGUGGAUUUGGGUACGUUGUUGAUAUGGACGAGGGACGGAAUCGCGCGAUCGAGUCACGAGCGAGAAUGCGGCGUGUCAUUCGCUUGCGAACAUGAACUGUUGUCGAAUGCUGUUUGGCUGGCAUGUGUAGGCAUUUGCAGCGACUCAUGGGACUCCCUCCGUGAUCUACUCUUCUCGAAGCUGCCGUCGAUCGACGUACUCAUCACGAGCGGCGGUGUCAGCAUGGGAGAACAUGACCUCGUCAAGCCACUCCUGAAAGAACUUGGCACGGUGCACUUUGGACGGAUUCACAUGAAGCCAGGGAAACCAACCACCGUCGCCACCGUCCCGAUCGGUGGUGUCGACAAGCUCGUGUUCGCCCUGCCCGGCAACCCUGUGAGCUGCCUCGUUACGUCGUGCUUGCUCGUUCAACCAGCGCUCAAGCGACUUCGUGGCCACACAAUUGCCCAGUCGUCCCCCGUCGUAUUUCAAGCUCGUCUCCUCCAUCCGUUGCCUCUCGACAGGGACCGGCCAGAGUACCAUCGUGCCGUCGUGCGGUGGGAAAAGAACGAAUGGGUCGCGACGAGCACGGGGGUGCAGGCCAGCAGCCGCUUGCUCAGCUGCCGCCACGCGAAUGCGCUGCUGCACUUGCCCGUGGGGACGCAUUUGGCCGCCGAAAGCGUUGUCGAGUGCAUUUUUCUGUCCGACAUGGUAUAUGCGCUGUCGCUGGGUGAUUCGUGGAGUGUGGAAAUCGCAUUAGGGCAGUGCUGUGUCCGCGAUCGACGUGCCCAAAGUCCAAUUGCCUCUUCCAGCUGCAUCGGCUCCUGCUGCGCGAAUCGUCCAGAGUCUGCCCGUCCGAGCGUGCGUGUUGACGGUGGGCACUUCUUCCCUCAUUGCCAUGAACUUGACAAAGCGUCCAAGGUGAGUGAUUCCGUGUCGCGCGGCGACUCGACGGAUCGCAGCGGGCCAGUCAUGCAAACCACGUUGACGGGUACGGCACACGUCGUUCUGUUCUUCUCGAGCGCCUUUGCUUGUGCGCAACAUUCGACUGGUUUUUGCCGUUGGUCUUUUUUUCCCGUAAACUCUCAUGCACCAAAUUGUGUGAACCAUGCGUAGAAAUGCCUGGGUUGGCUGUCGAGAUUGUCCAAGCCGCCGUCGUCGCCGACGAAGUCGACGAGAUUCAAAACGUUGUGCGGACGUGGUGCGAUGUCGCGCAUGUGGAUCUCAUUGUGACGUCUGGAGGAACGGGGUUCAGUCCCCGCGACGUCACUCCGGAAGCCGUCAAGGUCCUACUUGACCGCGACGCGCCUGGGCUGGUCCACAAGAUGCUCCAAGCAUCGCUCGACGUGACGCCGAUGGCAAUCUUGGCCCGGCCCGUCGCGGGCAUGCGUGGACACACGUUGGUGUUGACGCUGCCUGGCAAACCCAACGCUGUGGUCGAAACCCUGACGGCGCUCGCGCCGGUCUUGCCCCAUGCGCUGCACUUGCUUCAAGACGUGAGCCACCACCACCACAAAGGCAAAAACGCGUUGCAGUAGUAGUUGCACCGACCCCAAAUGAAUGGCCCGCACGAUCGUUGUCGUUGAUCCCGUUGGCGCGACUGCGCUGACAAGCGCAUCGUCCAUGCGUGCACUUGCACGUAGCAGUCGCGAU